CCGGUGUUGUAUGCACGGCCGAUGGCGAAAUGGUAGGUAGUUUCACUCGCUGUCGGUUUGCCAAACUGCCCAUGUCGAAGCUUGAAAAGAUGUUGGAUGCGGCAAAUCGCAGCUCAUCGGGCGUCAGUGCUGUCGUCAACUCCAGCCACUGGUACUACGUCUCCCGAAUCAUUGAGUGCCAGCGCGGUAACGGAAGACAGGGGCACCGUCACGCCCGCAAGGAGCAUCUCAUGUCCUCCCGCUCGGGGCAACAGCGGGCCACUCUUAGCGCUGCGAGGCAUAGUAGCCGAGUACAUGGCGGUGAUUUUGAUCCCGAGGAUGAGACCGAGGAGGUGAUGAGUCAGGGGAUGAUGAUGCUGGGCAAGGCGCGUACGGCGACGUAUUACCUCCCGCUGGAGACGUCGCGGCUGGUUAAGGAGGGCAAGGAGCUGGGGCAAGCGGAUGAGGUUAUUUUCGCGGGGCGAAACUUGAAGCAGAAGAAUAUCUCGGUUGGACUGCUGACGGGGGACGUGAUUGACCCGGGGGGUUACUAUGAGGACGCCACGGUGCUGGCACUCAUUUUGGUCCGGAGCCCUAGCUUGACGGUUUGA
Parathielavia appendiculata is the source of this 590-nucleotide messenger RNA. RefSeq lists its product as uncharacterized. The transcript is spliced from 2 exons. The record is from RefSeq and is a predicted model, not a curated record. Lineage: Eukaryota; Fungi; Ascomycota; Sordariomycetes; Sordariales; Chaetomiaceae. Bases 30 to 590 code for a protein of 186 amino acids.